Molecule: messenger RNA, 630 nt
Organism: Aspergillus steynii IBT 23096
Lineage: Eukaryota; Fungi; Ascomycota; Eurotiomycetes; Eurotiales; Aspergillaceae
Product: 40S ribosomal protein eS25
Exons: 3
Coding region: 86-355 (89 amino acids)
Cellular component (GO): cytosolic small ribosomal subunit
Molecular function (GO): structural constituent of ribosome
Source: RefSeq, a predicted model, not a curated record
GAAUUUCGCACUUGGGCUCGCACCCUUCUGGCCGUUGCUCUGUCGCGCAGUCACAUCCGUCGAACAACCACACUAGAUCUUCAAGAUGGCUCCCGCACGCAAGAAGUGGUCCAAGGGCAAGGUUAAGGACAAGGCCCAGCACGCCGUUGUCCUCGAGAAGCAGACUGCCGAGAGACUGAACAAGGAUGUCCAGUCCUACCGUCUCAUCACCGUCGCCACCCUCGUCGACCGUCUGAAGAUCAACGGCAGCUUGGCCCGCAAGGCUCUUGCUGACCUCGAGGAGAAGGGCCAGAUCAAGAAGGUUGUCGGCCACUCCAAGAUGAACAUCUACAGUAUGUUACACCAAUACCCGUGACGACCUCGGAAUUCGAUGGUUAUGAUGGACGAUUUCUAAUCCGAUCUUUUUUCUUCCUUGCAGCCCGCGCCGUCACCGCCGAGUAAACGUUUCCUCAUCAGUUCUUUUUCUCGCGGUCCCUUUUCACUUUUCUACGAAUGAUAUCUCUCAAAAUUCGGAAGUUUGGCUGGGCGAAUGAUGUAUAGUGGUUCGAAUCAAUCAAUUUCGGAGUGAACGAACAAAAAUACGCGCUACAGGACGUGCCCAGUAAAUCCGAUCAUAAGACUAAGCUCGAG